GCUGACAUGUGCAGGAUGCAUCUGCAACGAUAUGCUGGAUCGCCUGCUUCUAUGGCCUGAAAAAUGUCCACUCACCACUAACGGCUUCAAAAGUGGCAACACACGUGGCUCUGUUGUAUCUGCAGAAUGAUGACGUUUAAUUGUACAUCAGGUCAACUAUAAUAACAUGAACAGGUGUAGGUGACAUGUGCUGUGCCACAAUGGAUACAAAACAGGAUUCUGCAGAUAUGAAUGAAAAGAAGGGUGAUGGAAGUGAUGGCAACCCAAAGUCCAAUGACUCCCUGGCCACGGCUUCAGUGCCCGGUACCGACGACCCAACAGCUGACGUCACCGUGUUUCCAGAGCGGAUCUCCACUGAGGACCAUGAGCCGUCUCCUACCGACACCUCUGUGAACGGGUUCCCAGAAGAAACCAGCUCCCACCGAGACCCGACAGGUGGAGCGACCGGAGCUCCCAUCGGCUGCCCGGUGGAGCGAGACCAGCCCCGGUGCGCCGCUGCGGAGGCCCGCCGUGACCGUGAUGCGAGUCGGUCCCUCACGUCAACCCGCAGGAGUCCGCAAAGCCUCAAAGUCACCGGCGUCCACGCGCAGCCGGGUGGUGACGACCUUUGCGCCGCCAUCCUCUUGGCCUGCCUCUUCUGUCACCCGCUGGACUGCUUACCGGCCGCGGCGAGAGGGUGCGCCGAGUGCGCGCGGUGGCUGUGCGGGUUCCUGUGCGGCUGCGAGCCCGGCACCCUGCGGCCCCUCCUGGAGGCCGCCGGCCGCCGCCGUGACCUCUGCGGCGGCCCGUGCGCCUGUCCCGGCUGCCUCCAGGCGUCCGAGUGCCUGGACCUCUCCAUGGAGAUCUCUCAGAUGCUUUACCACUAA
This is a messenger RNA of Cyclopterus lumpus (lumpfish), 866 nucleotides long. RefSeq lists its product as uncharacterized. The record is from RefSeq and is a predicted model, not a curated record. The transcript is spliced from 6 exons. Lineage: Eukaryota; Metazoa; Chordata; Actinopteri; Perciformes; Cyclopteridae. Bases 186 to 866 code for a protein of 226 amino acids.